This is a messenger RNA of Paralichthys olivaceus (Japanese flounder), 1416 nucleotides long. RefSeq names its product thrombomodulin-like. Gene Ontology annotation, cellular component: extracellular matrix; external side of plasma membrane; membrane. Gene Ontology annotation, molecular function: extracellular matrix binding; extracellular matrix protein binding; calcium ion binding. Gene Ontology annotation, biological process: cell migration. NCBI's taxonomy places the organism in Eukaryota, Metazoa, Chordata, Actinopteri, Pleuronectiformes, Paralichthyidae. The record is from RefSeq and is a predicted model, not a curated record.
UCUUCUGUGCGACAUCACUGUCUUCUAGAUUCUGACAAUGACAAUGAUUAUUUUAAUGUCCAUUAUUGUUUUAUUGUCUUUUAAGGCAGAGUGUGGAAUGAAGCAGGCAGGCAUCUGUAGGCUUGUUUGUACUGGUGGGGACUGUAUUACUGUUAACCAGGACAGAGUGGACUUCAGAGCAGCUGAGGCAGCAUGUCGCGAUAGGAGCGGAGAACUACUGACGCUUCGUCCUGAGACAGAUGAGAGCAUCCUCCACACUUUGAGUCAGGAGUUGUCUGGGAACUUCUGGAUCGGACUGCGUUUACCAACUGGAGCAUGCAGCAACCUCUCAUCUCCACUCAGAGGCUAUGAGUGGAUCUCUGGUAGCACGCUGAGCUUCAUCCCAUCCCCCGACACCUGGAGACACAGCACCGAAGUCUGCUUUCCUCACUGUGUGUCACUUUCAAACGAUCAAAAGUGGACAGAGAGACUGUGCUCAGAGGAAACUGAUGGAUAUCUGUGCAGAACACAGCACAAAGACGCGUGCCUGGCACAGGAAUUAUCAGAUCCAACUGUUUUCCAAAGCUCUAAAGGCUGUUCAACAGGCCCUUGUGAGCACAAAUGCACGGACGUGAAAGGAGGUUAUAAAUGCUCUUGCUCUUCAGGAUACAUCCCAGACAGCAAAGACCCCAGGCGGUGUAAAAUGCACUGUGACAAGAGUAGAUGCCCCAAGAUAUGUGACGGGGCAGUGUGCUCCUGCCCUGAUGGCUACAUCAUAGACAAGGAUUUCUGUGAGGACAUCGAUGAAUGUGGGAAUGGCCGUUGUGAUCACGGGUGUAAAAACACUUUGGGAGAUUUCGAGUGCACUUGCUCGGAAGGAUUUGUGCUCGAAGGCAAAUACCAAUGCAUCGAAGCCAAAGACAGAGAGAGUUUUUUCACCACGACUCCUGUCAGCUUGUAUUCGACCAAACCUGCUGCUGAUAAUACCCUGAAGACUUCUCCUGCAACUGCUGGAGGGUUUCUCUGGGUAUGGGUUGUUGCUGCUGUGGCUGUGGUGGUGUUAAUAUUUGUGGUGAGGUUUUACGUUGUGAGGCGUCAGAAGCGCAGAGAACAGUCUCCUGCUCCUGUGUAUAAUAACGAGUGUUAACACUGAUUCCACCAGAUUAAACAUUUAUAGAUAUAUUUCUGUCCACUGUUUAGCCUCAAUUUUAUGAAAAAUGCACAGUGAAAACUCGGGGAGGAAAUAUGUUAACAUAAAUACAUUUUAAAUGCGUGCCCACUAUUGUGAAUUGACUUGGCCUCUCAGUUUCACAUAUGCACAAUAAAGUUCAGGGAAAAUUCAUGAUUGUAUUCAGAUUAAGCAUAUGAUUAUAAAUAUAAGCAAUCUAAUUUAAAACUGUCGUAUAUUUUAGGUUACAAAUACACUGUAUUAUGAAA